ACAAACCAAAUAAUUUUAAAAAGAGAAAGAUAGAUAUAAGUGAGAGUCAUCCUCCAAGGAAGGAUGUGAUGUCAGCUUUCUGACUCUGACCAUAACCCCAUCACAAACACAUUUUCAUUACAAUAUCUAGGCACCUUUACCUGUCUUGCUCAACAUAUUCUUUAACUGCAUUUAUUUUUCUGAUUGCUGGGGUUUUAUUCUAAUCAAACACUAAGGAGCAGAUAAAUUCAUAAGUUGUUCUAGUGCCAUCUUGAAAUGAUCAGAAUUAAAUCACUAAAAAUUAGACUGGAAUUGCUUCCAUGUCCUAUUUCUCUCUGUCACCUCAGCUUUGCUUUAAAAGCUGAGCUGAAGCCUCUCUGCUGCUUUCUUAAACUCUAGGAGCCCUAAAAGGCUCAAAGUUGAAAAAAGGAGCCUGAAGUCCUCAUCAAGCAUCAUUUCCCCUGAUUGCUACUCCACACAGAAGCCUCUCCAGUGCAGAGUCUCCUUCACAUCCCAGGUCCAUCCUUCACUUAACCCCGAGGUAGUUGAUUGACCUCAUUGGAUAAAAAUGGAAAAAUGUCUCAUUUUUAAUAUGUUUGAGGAAACUGACAUCAGAUCCAUUAUUUUAUCUUCCUUAGCAAGAUAAGGCCACUUCCAUUUCCUGGCACAGGUGCAUUGACUCACGACUCUUCUUGGCCAUAAUUGCGAGGGUUUCCCGCAUGCCCACAGUGAGUUUCUGUUCUGUGGACAAGCUUGCUCAGUGGGUUAGGGCAGACAGAACCUUGGAAGAGCUCCUGGCACAGCCUUCCUGCAGCCCCUGUGUUUUGUGACUCUGGGCAGAACUUCCCACACAGGAUGAUCUCGGAUCGCGGCUUACAGUACUUGGUGCUCCCCAGUGUCCAGCUGUAGGAAGCAGACUUUGGAAGAGAUUCUCAUUUUUCUAAUUUUAGAGUGUCCUUCCAGGCUGUGGGACUUGGCAUGGCUGUACCUGGCAUCCCAGGGAUUUGGGGAAGGAAGAAGAGAAUCACCUUUGGCUUGUGAUUGUGUCCUGAGUCAAUCAGGGCUUUGACAGGGAGCUGUGGAGAGUGAGCACCCCAAAGAAAUGCGGAGGAUCUUUACACACAGAAAGGGUAAAGAGGGUUUAAAGAAGCCAAAUAAGGAUGUCUCAUAUUGUAAAUGGAAAAGAUUCAAAGUGACUGAGUAGAACAGAAGAAAACAGUGAAAACUUAUUCCAAACCCUCCCACCUCCUCCUUGGGGACAGGUUUCAGGCCCUUUCUCCAGCCCAGCUGCUCCUGCAGAGCCUUCCCCAGUGCACCAUGUCUGUGGUUGUGUUUUCCAGCACAGCUGGGAGUGCUCAGUCACCCACUGAGACCCCAAACCCAGCACAGGGCUCUUCUGCCCAACUGCUUUGUCCCCUCACUGGCACCAUUGUGGCAAAGGCUGCAUCUGAGUGUCCUCCUCAGCUUCCCUCCUCCUCCUCUUGCAGAAUAACAAUGCUUUCAUUUUUUAUGUAAGCAAGCACAUUAUUCAGAGUCUAUUCAAAUUAAAGGAAAACUUGGGCCAGCAGAGGGGCUUUCCAGCACUUAACAAUUAUUGCCUGCAUAUCAGCCUUUCCCUUUCCAAAGACUAAAAGAAACACCAAAAGGUCUCCAGGGAGUUGUGAGUCAUUUGGCUUCCACAGACAGGGCUUCAAAUCUUGAGAAAAGGGAAGCAGAGCAUCCUAGGCCAGAUCUUCUACUAGAAAAAUAAACACAGUUCUCAAAAGCUUGAUGUCCAUCCAGAGCAGUGGAUCUUGAGCCUCCAUCAGCAGGAAAUGUGUCUGACAAAGCCUGGCUUGGGGAGAACUGAGCAUGAACAGAGCAGUUCUCAGCAUUGGGUGGUUUUUCUCCUAAGUAUUUUAAAAGACAUCCAGGGGUGACAGUCCCAGGCACAAUAUCCUGCUCCAGAGAGUGGCUGGGGGGUGCCAGUGUGAAGAAGGGCUUGAGGUGGCCCCUUGGGUAGCUCACAGGGAGUGAGGGGGACCGUGGUGCCAGGGGAUCUGCAUGGGACCCCACUGCUCCAUGCACCCACUUAGAGUCUGGUUACAAAGAGGUUAAGAAGAGGGGAAGGUGAAAAAAAUGUCCAAAAGCUGAGCAUGACUGACAAGGACCUACAGAGGGACUCCUUUGACCUUCAGGAGGUCUGAGGAAGGGGGAGCCCAGCACAGGGGGAGAACUGUCCCCCACAGAGAGUCUGACCCCUUUCUGCAGGUCCCUGCAGGAUCUGGGAUGCCUCAAGGCUGUGGAGGGAGGAAGAUGAUGGAAAGACACCCAAAAACUUUGAACAGCAAGUUUUCCAUCCAUUCCCCUCAGCCUAAUGCUGACUCCUGCCCUGCCCUGAAGCCAGGGCUAAGCCAGCCCUGUCCCCAAGAAAAGGCUCAACUACACCCCCUUUCCCCUUUUCUUUUCCCCCCUCACUGCCCAGUUCUAAGCAGGGAUUUUGGAUGGAAAGCUUGUGCUCCUCUCCAUGGUACCAACAUGGAAUGUGAUUCAAUUUCUGCCAGCAUUUGCCAACUUGCUGCUUUCAAGCCACAGAGGGCUGGUGGCAGCACCAGUCACUGUCUCUAAUGUUUUCCAGGAUUCACAAGCCAUCCAGACAUUUGUGUUGGCUCUGGGCUGAGUGACCUUGCAUGGAACACCAAACUUUGCCUUUCCUAUGGCUAUGAAUCCCCUCUCUGAAAGCCCAGGAGCUCUUGAGUUUACAUCUGCAGAGAGGAGGAUUUCACUUCCCUUAUAACUUUCCCUGUGUGGGUGAGCACAGAAGCUGACACAAUUUAUUUAGUCUUUCCAGGUAUUGUCUGUCUGUCUGUAAUCCUGAUGAUCCCAUAUGACAUGGAAAUCCCCAUGGGUAAUGAAGCAGUAGCUUUUCCUUGAAUUUGGUUCAAAUUCUUCAGAAGAGACAUAACUGGGGAGGAGUAGAGAGGAUAAAUUGCAGCACCUCCUUGCCUGAGCUCAGAGCUGAGCUCGGCCAAAGAGGCAGAGCAGCAUCCUGCAAGGAACAGCCCUUCCAGAGCCACCAUGCUCACUGCAAGGACAGUCCUGCUGCUCGUGGUGCUCCUCACCCUCUCCCCAUGCUCUGAUGCAGCCCCUUACGCUCCAACCGAGUGCUGCUUCGACUACGUAAAGGGCCCUCUCCGGCUGGACAACCUCGUGGGCUUCUACUCAACUCCCAGGGAAUGUUUUUUCCCAGCAAUUGUGUUUGAGACCAAGAAAGGAGCCAAGGUCUGUGCAAACCCAGAGGAGAACUGGGUGAAGAGAGCAGUUAGAACGCUUAUAAAAAAGCAAGGACUUCGUGCCCCGUGAUGUGGAGUGGGUGCCCUGGUUCAGGCUACCCAACAUCCUGCUGGGAAGGAAGGUUUACAGUCACCCUCUCAGAAGGGGCUAUGGAUGUUCCAGCUGCUGGGAGAGGGCUCCCAGAGCCCUGCGCUGCAUCCACAGCCCGGCACCGGAUCCUGGAAUGCCGCUGGCCCUGCCAGCACCUGCCUGCUGAUCACAGCCACAAAAUAAAGUUUACUUCAUGUGAUAUCAGAGAGUGGUGUCCUUUCUUCUCCCAGCCCCACAACUUCACUGCUGCCAGCAACUGAGGCUGGGAUGGUGGCUCUUCCCACUGGGUGUCACUAGGGCAGGAGGGGAGGGGGAUGGAUGGGACCAAAAGGGGAUGAAGGCUCCUCUGAGGGACUUUAGAUGCAAAACUGAUGUCAGCUUCAGGCUUAGAGGUUUCAGCCUGUGCCAUUUGUGGUGCCCUGAAGGAGCACAGCCUGCCCACCACAUGUGCCCAGCCUGUGGUGUCUCUGAGCUGGGCUGCCAAGGAAGGGUUUCCCUGCAGAGCUCCCUGGGCAGGUCGAGACAGGGGAUGCUGAGGCAGACAAGGGAUUCCUGCACACACAGCCCUGGAAAUUUUGCCCCUGCCAGGGGCCGUGGAGAGCUCAGCAGUGAUCCCUGCCAGGGCUUUGGGAGGGGGAGCAGAACUGGAAGGGCAAGAGUGAGGAAAGCUGUGAGUUAAGGACAGUUUAAUAAAUAAAGCAAAACUGUCACACAAGCAAAGCAAAAUAAGGGAUUCAUUCUCUCCUUCCCAUCGGUGGGCAGCCAUGGGGAGCAGAGCAGGGCUCCCUCACGUGUAACAGUGACCUGGGAAGACAAAUGCUGCAACUCUGAAUGCCCCCCUCCUUCCUCCUUCUUUCCAUGACAGUUCAAUAAGAGAAAAAACACAACUGAGAAAAGGAAACCUACCAAAAAUAACCCCACCAACUGAUAAAAACCCAUCACUUUUCAUCAGCCCAGAUGAUGCUCAGACAGUCCCUGAGCAGCAGCCACCUGGACACCCUUGCUGCCAGCACUCACAGCUCCUGGGGAAGGGGAUUUUGGCUGCAGCAGCUUCAGGGAUGCUUUCACAGCAGAGGCAAAACCCAUCCAGAGCUGAGGGAUGACCCUGACACACUGCAGGUCUGGAACCCGAGUGACACAGGCACCAAGAAGGUGGAGAACUCUGGGUGCACCAAGAGAGGCUUCAGCCUGCAGAAACCUCUCAAACUGCUGCCUCUCCACUUCAGGAGUCCUCAGGCCAUGGAGUCACCCUGUUUGCUUGGCCCUGGUGCCCUCUCCUGACAGCUGUGGCUCGGGUGCAGCACUGGGCUCUGGGCAGGGCAGGUCCAGCCCAACACCAACAUUGUCAUGGGCAAACAGUUCAUGUUCUCUCUUAAAGUAUUAACUUUUGUGAUUAUCCACUCAAAACCCAAAACAUUUUAUGAGUCAGUGAAUAUUUCCUACCUCUAUGUUUUUUCUAUUAUUGUCCAUGCCUAUCCAUUUUAAUUUCUAAAGUAGGGGUUUUCCUCAGUCAGAAAAUUUGUAUUAAAUGAUAAAUUAUAGUGAGGCUGCAGGUGGUUUGGACACCCAUAAAACCCUCUGCAGAGUCUGUACCCUCUCUUCUCUCCACCUGCCUUUGCAUUUGCCUAACCAGGGGCUCCACACCUGGGGAAGAGGCUGUGCCACUGAUGGGGAUGGCCUGGGAGGGUGCUGGGAACACCCCAGGCACUGCAGAGGAGGCUGGAGAAGACUAGAGCCAAAGCCAGAGGUCAACUACUGGGGCAGGGACACAGAGGGAAUCCCAGUCCUCCAGAGCCGUGUGGGGCCUUUCCAGGCCUUCAAACAUCCAACAUGCACUGAUUUUCUCUAUGAAGAACAGAUGGUGGAGGCAUCCACUAAUGCUUCUGGAGAGUGGAAUAAAUAGCUAAGGGAAAGGAGGAGAAACUGUGUGCCUCAGACAAGCCUGAAAAGGAAGCUCAGGGUUGGCACAUAAGGUUUUCUGCACUGGGAGAUGCUGGUUGGAAAGUCAUUAGCUCAGUUCUCCCUGUGCUUUUAACCCC
Poecile atricapillus (Black-capped chickadee) is the source of this 5381-nucleotide messenger RNA. Its product is annotated as C-C motif chemokine 5-like. The record is from RefSeq and is a predicted model, not a curated record. The transcript is spliced from 3 exons. Gene Ontology annotation, biological process: cellular response to type II interferon; neutrophil chemotaxis; positive regulation of ERK1 and ERK2 cascade. Gene Ontology annotation, molecular function: CCR chemokine receptor binding; chemokine activity. The coding region runs from base 3037 to 3321 and encodes 94 amino acids. Gene Ontology annotation, cellular component: extracellular region. Lineage: Eukaryota; Metazoa; Chordata; Aves; Passeriformes; Paridae.